GUAAUUAUAUCAUUGAUGUUUGUAAGUAAAGCUGAGACUGAAAAUCAGCAAUACCAGAGUCAAAUUAAAAGUUAAAAGUAUUAACCCUAUUUGCAAAACAAUCAAAUAUACAGCUUCAAAUCUAACAUGUAAAAUAUAACAAGUGUUAACUAAAACGAAUAUUUCUAAUAAACGUGUCUGAGACUGAGACCGUAAGUGUUGAUGGAGUUUUAUAAUAGUGCAGUCGUUACCGAGGAACGUUGCUGAGGUUUUGCACUGCCUCCGGCGUGCCGAGGGGAGGAGGUUCAGUCUUCAGUAUUUCAGCAGUCGGCAGUAACAGCUUGUCAUCAGUCUUCCAGGUGAACUGAGCAGAGCUUCAUCGCCGCACCCAAAAUGGAAACGCGCUACCUAGCCCUCCUCUGCCUGCUAGCAGCCACAGGAAGUUACGCACAGAAGGUGCUAGUCCCCAACAAACGAGUAACUGGAGUGGUAGGAGGCAGCGUGGUGCUUAAAGUAUCCGUUGAACCUCCAGAAACACAAAAGGCCGCAAUUAGCUGGGCAUUCAACAGCGGCUCUGGACUACAGGAUGUGAUUGGCUUUGCUGAUGAAAUUAAUGAAGGAGAUGAGUACCAAGGAAGAGUAAGUUUGAACAUUUCAACUGGCUCUCUAGAGCUGAGACAGCUGACACUGAACGAUUCUGGAUCUUACGACAUCACCAUUGUGACAAAAAAGGGCAUGACGCUGCCUGCAGAAAUUGAACUGAAGGUAUAUGAAGCAAUAAGUGAUGUCAGUGUUAAACCUACCACUGGAAUGCAGCCCAUAAUGAAUGAGAAUCUGACUCUAGUCUGUAAUGUGAAGGGGCCUGUAGACUUCAGACAAUGGCAGAAGAACAGCAGUCCCCUGAUCCCCACUGUCAAUGUUACCUUCUCCAGAGACAACAGCACAGUGUCCUUCUUCCCCUUGCAGCUGAGUGACCAAGGCAUCUAUGAGUGUACAGCAUUUAAUAUAGCGAGCAACCGAACUGCGGCAUACAAACUGUUGCCCAGCUAUGGACCAGAGAAGGCAGUUAUCACAGGACCUGAUGCAGUAAACGCAACUUCAUCUCUGAAAUUGACCUGCUUUGCCGUUUCUGUGCCUGAAUGCACAUACACCUGGCACUUCAAUGGCUUGGAAGUUUACAGAGGUUCAGAAUACAUAAUAAGUAGAGCAUCCUCUGCUCAUGGAGGCAACUACACCUGUGUUGCCCACAAUGGAGUGACUAUGAAGUCUGCAUCAGUGGUAAAACAGCUGACUGUGACAGGUGUGCAUGUUGAGAAAUCCGAUUCUCUGAAUAAUGGACAGAUUGCUGGGAUUGUGAUUGCCUCUGUGAUUGGUGCAGGACUUGUCACUGCUGCACUGUGUUUCGUCCUAAAGAAAAAAGGAACAAACGGAACCUACUAAGAAAGAUCUUGAGGGUAGCCUACAUUCUGACCAUCUUUUGGAUGCCUGCUCAUGAGUCCGCAUGGGAAUCCCUAACGCGACCUGCGUGUAACACAAGUAGAAAAGAUGUCCUUUGGAUCUAUGGGUAGCAUUGAAGGAAGAGUCACUCCAGGAAACUGACCUUCUGCAGUGUUGUCAAAGUAUGAUUUUAAGUGUAAAAGUAAACUUUUUGUCUUUAUGUUCUUUUUAAAAUACUAACGUCCAUCUGCAAAAUGUUCGAAACAAAACCAAAAAAGCAGGCAGCUAAAUUAACAGGUGUGCACAGGUGUUGUUAGUCAUUUAGCUAUAGAAUUUUUGAACGGAGUGUUUGGAUUCGAUCAAUGUUAGAGUACCUCCAGUCUGUCUGCUUGCAUUGGAAUCAACUGGAUUGUAUGUAGAUUGAAACUGCAACUGCCUUUCUAGAACACAAUACUCUUUGGUGUUUUUUAAAUGUAUUGCUUGAAGGAAAAUAUGUAUAGUACAUUGUGUAGUAUGUGGUUUAGACUUUCAUUUAAAGAUCAUUUUGGAUGUUUAACAGCACAUUUGAAAUUGGCCGAGAUUGACAAUGCACCCAUUAUGACAAACAAAUUGUCUUUUUGUGUGUAAGUUUUUUUUUUUUAAUUAAAACAAGCUGCAUUGAUUCAAUUAGAGUUGUUUAAAGUACUGCACCAAUGUAGUCAAUUCCAAAUUAUAUUAUAUUACUGUACAAAUAGGUUAGUUUCUGGUUUCAGAACUGUUUUAUAAAAAUCUUAAGUAAAAAACUGUGGACACUUUACCUGCUGUAUUUUGUAGGCAUUUACACCAGCUUGUUUUCUUAGUAUUCUCCAGUUCAUGCUUUUCUCAUCAGUUCUUGAGUUGUGAUGCAGCUUGGCUUGUCUCCAAGGUGACUUUACAUGUGUGUAGCCAAAGAGAUUCGAAAGAGAAAUGUCACUUUCAGAAAUACUACAGUGCUAAAGGUUCCUACAAUGUUCACAGUAUGUGUGUUGCAUUUUAUCUGUAUAGAAGAAAAUCUUGAACAUUUAAAAACAUACUGGUUUUUAUAUUCUUUACUAUUUUACUGUACAAAAAAUGCAAUGCACAAAGUAAAAUGUGUAUCAUAACCUUUAUUUUAGAGUCUUUACUGAGACUUUGAUGCAAGUGUUUUUUUCUUUUGUAAUAAUUAUGAAUCUGCUGUUAUUUAGCUUUUUAUCUCCUAUUUAGCAAUCUAAAACACUGUGAAUGUGUUCAGUUCUCAGGUUCAAGAAAUUAAUUUACUGGAAAAAUCACUACCUUAGAGGGAAAAAGUAAGCAGAACUUUUUGCUGGUGUUUAAAUCAAAUAUGACUCAUAAAAAGUCCUUCUAUAUUUUCGCAAAAAGAUGCAUUUAUACUAGAAAUUGUUGUAGUACAUUUUGUAGUCCUAAUCAUCUCCCGCAUUUGGUUACAAUCUUCUCUUCAGUCUCCUGUAAAGCACAUCCUAUAGCAUUUCAACUGAGCUUAAGGAUGAGUUAAGGGGUGAAAAACACGUUCUUUUCUUUCUGAUUGGGGUUUAGUACGGUUGUGUUUCAUGGUAGUGUUGUCGGCUGAGUUUCAUUUUCAUUCCAGUUUUCCUCUUACAAUAUUUUCCUUUGUAAAUGUGGUUUCAGACAUAUUGUGCAUAUUCUUCUUUACAGACAUGGGUGCUUAUUAUAGGUCACUCUUGUUUCAAGAAUGUCUGGAAGCUAUUCUGUACUGUGCUCCCCUUCCUGGAUUCUGCAGUACAGUAUGUACAAUUUAGAGGUGCCAACAUGAAUGUGGCAUGAUUAUGUAACAAAAUAAAACAUUUACACUUUACAAACAAUUUACACUAGAAGGAUGUGUUCAUGCACUGGAAGUGACUUGUAUUAGAUGUGACUAUCAAAUGACAAAAAUGAAACCAAGUGUACAAUAUUCAUAAAACAGGAUUAAAACAUUAUGUUCUUACUGA
Molecule: messenger RNA, 3380 nt
Organism: Lepisosteus oculatus (spotted gar)
Lineage: Eukaryota; Metazoa; Chordata; Actinopteri; Semionotiformes; Lepisosteidae
Product: carcinoembryonic antigen-related cell adhesion molecule 1-like
Source: RefSeq, a predicted model, not a curated record